Messenger RNA from Mercenaria mercenaria, 2169 nucleotides. RefSeq lists its product as uncharacterized. Gene Ontology annotation, biological process: regulation of transcription by RNA polymerase II. The transcript is spliced from 2 exons. Gene Ontology annotation, cellular component: chromosome. Gene Ontology annotation, molecular function: chromatin insulator sequence binding. Lineage: Eukaryota; Metazoa; Mollusca; Bivalvia; Venerida; Veneridae. The coding region runs from base 56 to 1702 and encodes 548 amino acids. The record is from RefSeq and is a predicted model, not a curated record.
UUUAGUGUUUAUCACCAUUUGCACUCAACAUUUGCACUUGUAUCUUAUCGCUAAAAUGGCAUCAACAAAACCCCUUACGAUGAUAGAUACACCAGAAGGAAGAAAAUGGGUUUGUGAAAUUUGUGGAAUGACUUUAAAGAAAAGGCCAUAUCUCAAGCAGCAUUUAAAAAGAUGGCAUAGAUCAAACAUGCUCAAAGAUAAUUCCAGUACAACUUUAUCCUGUACUAACAAGCAUGCUGUCACUAAUACAGAGGAGACAAUGUUAGAAGAAAUUGAGGAUGAUCACUUUCAGAAUGGGUACAUGGAUUUUAUAAAUUCAAUUCAAGACAGCACAGGAGAAUGUCUAAUUGAGGUCAAAGGUGAUUUUGAUGAAAGUGAGAACACCUUAUCAAAUAGAGAUGGUCAUAUAACUGACAAAAGUGAGAGGCUUGAAACAGAAAAAAUAGAAAAAAAAAUAGAAAAGGUAAUGGAUGUUCCGCAGACGGAUGUUAUAACUGACAAAACAGACCAGUUGCUGAACAGACACACUGAAAAUACAAACAUUGAUAUAGUGGUUCUUUCUCCUGAUUCCAUGAUAGUUAAUACACCAGAAAGAAGAAGGGUGUCUUGCGACAUUUGUGAAAAAACAUUUAAGAAACUAGCAUAUCUCAACAGGCAUUUGAAAUGUAUGCAUGGACCAAAAACGCGUGAAGAUUACAUCAGUACCGCUAUACAUAGUGAUGACAGAUAUACUGUCAAAACUAAUGAGAAAAAUUCUGAAGAAGUAAAUGAUUCAAGUUUUAAUAAUGAUUACAUGUCAUUCAUAAAUUCAGUUGAAAACAGAAUAGGAGAAAGGCUAAUGGAGGUCACUGAUAAUUUAAAAGAAGCUGGCAACAUCAUUCCAAACAGAGAUGUUCAUACAACUGACAGAAAUCAGCAUGUAAAUGCAGAUAGUUUUGAAGCAACUAGCAACUAUAUAUCAGCUACGAAUGUUUUAAUAUCUGAUAGAAAUGAUGAUUUAUUAGAGAAUGAAAUGAAUGUUUCUAAGACUGACAAAAGAGGCAACCCACAGGAUAAGAAUGCCAGCGAAAUAUAUGAUACAGUUAAGAGAUAUAUUUGUGAUCAUUGUCAAACAACAUUUAAAAAAAGUAUUUAUUUAACUCGACAUCUGAAAUCUAGACAUAACCUUCAGAAAUCAGAAGACAAGGAAUAUAGAACGGUAGUAUCUCAGAAAAAAGUUGAUACAAGGAAGAAUCUUGUGGUACAGGGUACAUAUAAUUGUGAGUUUUGUCCAAUGACCUGUAGAAAGAAAUCUUAUUUACUGAAGCAUGUAAAAAGAAAACACAAUGCUGUUUUACAAAGGUCAAGAGAUGAAUGUCUUAACGAGGUAACCUCUCAUGUUGAUCAAACUGCAAAGGAUGAAGUUGGAAGAGAUUUGGUGGAGAUUGAGAAAUUUACCACAGAUCAUGUUGAGAAAGAGAUGAAAGUUUUUCAGCUUGAUGUCCAGUUUGACAGUAAGAAUGAUGUACUGAAUAGAAAUAUGGAAAUUGUAGAUACUGGCCAUAAAGUUAUUUCUGCCAGAUCAGUUGUAAAAGAAGGGUGUAGCCUUGGGGAUAUGAUUGUAAGUAUGAAAGACUUUAUAGGAGAUGUCCAGAUAAAACCAGAAAAUAUAGAGUUUGAACUAAAAGGGAGAGGAAUGAAGUUAAAGGUUAUGUAUCAGUAGAAGGAACGCAGUGCAGAAUAGGUUUCCAUACCACUGUGAAAAUUCAAAACUACAUAGAUGUCAAUAGAUGACAGAUGUAUAGUGAUACUGCUUUGUUGUUUUGCUUAAACUCUAGCUCAUUAUUUUGUCACUGUUUUCGUAGUGGCAUGAAUGUUCUUGGUUUGCAUAUUACAAUAUUUUGUUUGCAUUGGUUUUGUUUUACUAUCUACAUUCACAAGUGUGUUAGUAUAAGUAUAUUAAGUAAAGUGACAAAACAAUAAAAAUGUUAGCCUUCCAUCAUUUCUUGAAUGAUAUAUAUUCAUUGAUAUGUGUUACUAAUUAUUGUGUCAAAUAUCAAAUGUUCAGAAUGUAAAAAGAAGGCAUAUAUUAUGACAUUAAUGAUAAUCAGGUCUCAUCUAAGGCUGUAAGAAGCAUUUCUCAGGAACUGCCUUCAUUUCAUCCAGAUUACAAUUUUGAAAUGACUUAUU